Culex pipiens pallens (northern house mosquito) is the source of this 1396-nucleotide messenger RNA. RefSeq names its product molybdopterin synthase catalytic subunit-like. Gene Ontology annotation, biological process: Mo-molybdopterin cofactor biosynthetic process. Gene Ontology annotation, cellular component: cytosol. Gene Ontology annotation, molecular function: molybdopterin synthase activity. The record is from RefSeq and is a predicted model, not a curated record. Lineage: Eukaryota; Metazoa; Arthropoda; Insecta; Diptera; Culicidae. The transcript has 2 exons. Bases 209 to 940 code for a protein of 243 amino acids.
ACGAUUCUUCCCGAUUUCGCUCGCCAGUUCUCGUCGCCUGUUGCUCGGUGUUCAGUUCGAUCGGAUUCCCUCCAGCGCACCUUAUCAUCCGUCCCUUCCCGUUAUCAGUUACUGUGUUAGUGUCUCCACGACCCACGAGAAGCAGCACCCUGCUGCAGCACAAUUUGCGUAUUUCUCUCAAUUAGAAUGAGAUAUUGAGUGUGUCGUUAUGAGCCAAGGUCAGUGCGCGGAACCCGGAACCGUCGUCCACGUGAAUCUGCUCUUCUUCGCCAAAGCGCGCGAACUCGCCGGAACGUCGUCACAGUCGAGCUUUCCACUGUCAACUGGAACGGGAGCAUCGCUGAACGGCGCCCAGAUUUUGGCCGCGAUUUGUGCCCACUUUCCGGAGCUGCGCCCCAUCCGGGACCAUGUUAUAAUCGCCGUCAACGAGCAGUACUGCGAGGAUUUGACGGCAUCGUUGGCGAUUCGGGACGGGGACGAGGUUGCCUUGACCUUCGACAAGCUGGACGUGGGGGAGAUCAACGAGUUGGUGGCGCACGAGAGUUGCGGCGCGGUGGCGCUGUUUGUGGGGACGACCCGGGACAACUUUGACGGGAAGGAGGUCGUCCUGCUGCAGUACGAGGCGUACGAGGCCAUGGCGCUCAAGUCGAUGAAUCACAUCUGCGAGGAGCUUCGCGGUCGCUGGCCGGAUCUGGUUCACAUCGGGAUUCACCACCGGCUGGGGACGGUUCCGGUGAAGGAGGCUUCGGUCGUGAUUGCCAUCAGUUCGCCGCAUCGGGAGGCGGCGCUGGAAGCGGUCCGCUGGGCGAUUGACGAGCUCAAGAAGAGUGUCCCGGUGUGGAAGAAGGAACAGUACGCCGAGGGCCAGGGUUGUUCCGAGUGGAAGGAGAACAAGGAGUGCACCUGGUCGAAGGCCUACAAGGACAAUCACGUUCUUUGAUCGAGGGAGAAAGCCUUAAAAUUGUACAGUUUUUCAAGUUUUAUUAUGUUAAUUUGCAUGUUUACGUUGAAAAGAAGGUCAGGGACGUCGUAUCUAAAAGUUAGCAAAGCUAGCAAAAUCAAAUCGUGCAAAAUUAUGGUGCGCAAGUAGGUGAGCUGCACAAACGCAAAUGUGCAGACGAUUUCACUUUUGAAAACCCUUUAUUUUUCAAAUAAUCACCAACACCAACUCCUCGUUCAUCGUUAGUUGAAGGUUUUGAGCAAGGCAUAUCUAUGAGAUAGCAGCUGAGUCAGGUAGUACAUCGAGCAAUAUUCAGUUAGAUAAUGUUAAGUACACAACUAUAUGGGGAAAGGAAGCAGCAAAAAACGCACACUCAUCACACUGUAAACUUAGAGCUAGCAGGGUGAAGCACUUGAGAAUAAAAACGCAAUCGAAUGCAAAAUAAACUUGUGUUUU